Messenger RNA from Balaenoptera acutorostrata (minke whale), 6034 nucleotides. It is a transcript of the gene GCM2, whose product is annotated as glial cells missing transcription factor 2. The transcript is spliced from 5 exons. The coding region runs from base 3741 to 5066 and encodes 441 amino acids. Gene Ontology annotation, cellular component: nucleus. The record is from RefSeq and is a predicted model, not a curated record. Gene Ontology annotation, molecular function: RNA polymerase II cis-regulatory region sequence-specific DNA binding; DNA-binding transcription activator activity, RNA polymerase II-specific. Lineage: Eukaryota; Metazoa; Chordata; Mammalia; Artiodactyla; Balaenopteridae. Gene Ontology annotation, biological process: regulation of transcription by RNA polymerase II; gliogenesis.
GGUGCAACCGUAUAAACGUGCGGGCAGCGGCCGGGCGCCCGCGCUGCGCUCCGAGGGGCGACCUCUCAGCACCGCGGCCGAGGACAUGGCUCCGCCCGGGUCCUUAACCCUUGUCCGCCGCUUCUGGAUUUCGACAUCAGUCUCUCUGUCUCUGUCUCUCUCCACUUUCCUGUAAGACAGGGGGAGAAUCACCUUGGGCACCUCUGGGUUGGUUUGUUUUUCUUCUGUCUUUCAGGAUCCCGGGCGGAGAGCGCCAGCGAGGAGGGCCAGAUGCCGGCGGAGGCGGGGCAGCAGGCGGACGGCGCGUGUUCCCACGGGAUGAAGCUAGGCUGGGACAUCAACGACCCGCAGAUGCCUCGGGUGCGUGAAACCCCCGCGCGCGCGGCUCUGUCCAUCCAAGGAGGAGGGAUGUCCUUGCAGAGACUGUGGACAGACCUCACCUCCACCCCCAAACACACACCCCUGAGAGUCCUCCAGUGUACAGGGACUCCACAGAUGGCAGAGCUGGGUUCAGAGAUGUGUCUUCUCCCAGCUCUUACCUCGCGCUCGUUAGAAAACACAGCGAAAGCAACAGGAACUGUCAAUCAGGCUCCAAGUUCCAGGUCAUCUGGCGGGAGCCGGACACCUCGUCCUUCACUUUCUUUUAACCGAGGUGGAAAUCCGCUGAGUCUCUCCUUAUCCAUUAUUUGCCAUCCACGAGAAAGCAGGACUUGGGCCAUCAGACGCCUGCCCCGGCUGCCUGGAUGAAGCACAGCUCCUGGGGGGCCUCUAUAGUCAUGCCAACCAGGGCACAGGCGCCCGGAGAGCCCCUGGAAUCCGGCUUUUGGACGCAACUUCUGAGAUUACUUCUCUAAUGACAAGGAAAUCACCAUCAUCCGUUUAGGGUGAAUUUGUUUUAUUUUGUUUUGUUUUAACCGAACGAAGGGGUUUGGAGCCUAGUACAGGGAAUGAGCUGGGCAGUUAUAACUGGUCAUACUGGUUUGGGGCAAAAACUGAAAAGUGACUUUAAAGUCCUGGGUGUAGGUGGAGGGAGAGUUAGGAGCGACCUGGGAAGCAUUCGCAAAGGUGGAUUCCUGGCAAUACUGUGGUAUAGGGGUAAGAGACUUGGCCUUUAUUCAGCAUCUACUGUGUGCCGCGUAUAACAAUUCAUUAGCAAGGGUGUCUAGCCUCUCAAAGAGAUCAGUACUUUUGGGGAUGUACGUAUUUGCAGUAAGUUUGUUUAUCUUCAAGUCUGCCUACUUUAGAGUCACACUGUGCUAUUUUUGUGAAAGUGGACCACAGUACAGAAAGGGCAUCUCAUUCUCACUGACUUCUGUCCGCAUACAUCUUCAUAGGGAAAAAAAUCUAAUCUUGCAUUUUAGAAAAGAGCCGCAUCCAAAUAAGGGAAGGAUGGUUCCUCUCACGAGUAUUAUUCUAGACUUCCCAUGUAAAUGUGAAUAAUUUUUCCUCUGGGAGAUUGGUUGUUAAACAGAGAGAACGUGUGUGUGUGUGUGUGUGUGUGUGACAUCUCAAAAGAGGCAGGUGCACUGGGCUAUAGAAGGAGAACUGGAGAAAGAGGAUCCUAGCCCUGCUCUGGCUAACCAAAGGAGGAAGCGCUAAACUAACUGUACGACCUUGAGACAGUUCCUGAAUUUGCCUUAGUCUCAGGUUGCUCACCUGUCAUCAAGCCGUGGAAUUAGAUAACAAUCUUAAAUUGUCGUCCAGAUCUACUGUCAUGUUCAGUGUGUGCACGCUUGUCUGUAUGACCACAUGUGCUCCCCUGCACCAAGACAUUAGAGCAAAUGAAACCCAAUCUAGGAGUCCUCCAUUCUUGUUUUGAUUUUAAAAUGCAGUCUCUGUGUCUUCCUUUUCAGUGUCACUACUUUGGUAGUGGGGGUCUAGUCUGUACCCUUGCAGGGGAGUGCGAACAAAACAUUUUCUUCUGGAAAACUGUCUAUUUGUUACUAAGGUCCUUAAAUUGAAAUAUUCACUUUAAAAACAAAGAUAUAGCAUUUAGCAUAAACUUAGAGUUGAUAGCACAUCAUUAUGUAUUUCAUUUGUGAUGCACCUUAAGUUAAUGUAUUGAUUUAUGUCAAUUAUAUUUCUGAGAAAAGAUAAAUAAUGCCUAUUAGUAAUAAUAAUGAUUUCAACAAUAUCUCUGCGGUUUUGGAAACAAAAUUGCCCAUUUACCUAUUACUGUUAGAAUGUACAAUACUAACGUGGUACACAAGUCUGAAUUGUCCAACUAAGAAUACUUUUGCUUUGCAGAUGUUGGAUCUAAUUAUCCUGGGCUGGGGGAAGGGAGAGAAGGUGUAAAUGGCUUAUUACUGCGAUAAUAGUUUACUGAGCCUCUAUCACACCAGGAAGGUCAGUGGGGCCUGGCUGCCACAGAUCUUCUCUUUAAACCCCAGCUCUGCCACUGGAGAAGGUUAUCCAUCUAAUGUCCACUUCCUUAUCUAUUAAAUAAGAGGAAGGAUGGAUGCUUAGGAGGCAAAGUUGUUGUGAGGAUUGUAGGUACUGCAUAAUGUGGCCUUAUGGGCCAUACUGUCUCUGUCCCAAAUACUCAACUCUGCACUGUAGUGUGAAAACAGCCACAGACCAUACAUAGACAAAUGUACAUGGCCAUGUCCCAUUACAACUUUAUUUAUGGAUACCGAAGUUUGAAUUUCAUACGAUUUUCGUGUGUCACAAAAUGUAAUUCUUCUGAUUUUCCCCCCAACCAUUAAAAAAUAUAAAAAUCAUUCUUAGUUUGUGGGCUGUACAAGUGGCAAGCUGGAUUCGGCCCAUGGUCCCUAGUUUGUACAGGAACCAUAUUGCAGUAUAAAUAAUGCAUAAUAUGGACAAAGGACCACCAAACGUGAACAGUAAAGCAGUGCUCAGUAUCUUAUAUAUAACAUUAUUUUAGCCAUGCAGUUCUUUGUGUAGUAGAAUGACGAUCCGUAUUGCUCUGGGAAGAGGUUAGCUUAACAGGCUCCACCAAAUGCUCGGGUUAACCCUAUGGUUAGGCUGUCAUCAUAACACCCUUGUAAACCUGGAGGGCUAAUUUGGGAAACUGUUCAUGUCUCUCUGAUGUUGUGCUGGGUAUCAAGCCAAGAGCUUUUGAAGAAAAAGCACUGGAUGGAAGUAAAGAUAUUUACAGGCUCAACUGUAUGUCAGUGAUGGAACUUUCCAAUCACUUUUUGCCCUGGUGCUUUACUGCUUAACUGGAAAAUAUCUGUAACAUUUAAAUACACCAAGAAGUGAUAUAACAUAGUGGUAAGGAGAAUAGGCUCUGGAGUCAAACUGUGAGGGCUCAAAUCCUAGAGCCAAGUCUUACUAGCUGUGUGACCUUGGGCAAGUCAAUGAAGCUCUCUGGUCUCCAUUUACUAUUCUAUUAAAUGGGGAUAAUAAUAGUACCUAUGGUCUGUAUGCAGUAUGAAGGCUAGAUGAACGAAUACAUGUACAGCUUUUUAGAAGAUAAGCACUAUGUAAGCAUCAAUUUAUAGCCAGUUGUCAGAAGGGCAUACACAGGAUGAGUGACAUUUUCUAAGACCAUAGUUUCUGGAAUUAAAAAGACUCAGUUUUUAUCCUAACGUGCUUGGGGAAGAUAAAAACCGUGCUGUCUGUGGUUCGGGCUUGAUAAACUUGACUACCCGUCCCUCUGGGCGCCUUCCCAGGAGCCGGCCCACUUCGACCGCUUCUGCGAGUGGCCCGACGGCUACGUGCGCUUCAUCUACCGCAGCGACGAGAAGCAGGCGCAGCGCCAUCUGAGCGGCUGGGCCAUGCGGAACACCAACAACCACAACGGCCACAUCCUCAAGAAGUCGUGCCUGGGCGUGGUGGUGUGUGCGCGGGACUGCGCCCUGCCCGGCGGCUCCCGUCUGCAGCUGCGGCCUGCCAUCUGCGACAAGGCCAGGCUGAAGCAGCAGAAGAAGGCAUGCCCCAACUGUCAUGCUGCUUUGGAAUUGAUCCCCUGUCGAGGGCACAGUGGGUACCCUGUAACCAACUUUUGGCGGCUUGAUGGCAACGCAAUAUUUUUUCAGGCCAAGGGAGUUCAUGAUCACCCAAGACCAGAGAGUAAAUCAGAGACAGAAGCUAGAAGAAGUGCUAUCAAGAGACAAAUGGCUUCUUUUUACCAACCCCAGAAAAAGAGAAUUCGAGAACCCGAGGCAGGAGAGAAUCAAGAUAACGGUGGCCAUUUCAGCAACAUACCUUCCCUGGAAAACCCAGAGGAGUUUGAUAUAAUUCCUGACACUGGCUUCCCUGUUCCAGGGCAGCCUUGCUUUUCCUUUCCAAACUCGGAUGCUUACAAAGCUACCUGUGACCUAGCUGCCUUUCAAGGAGAUGUAGUACCACCCUUUCAGAAAUAUCCAAACCCAAGAAUCUUUUUGCCUAGGCCACCCUGCAGCUAUGAAUUGGCAGGCCCUGGUUACACAAAUUCAGGCCCGUAUCCCACCCUUUAUAAAGAUGCCAGCAGUAUUCCUGAUGACACAGACUGGGUUCAUCUGAAUGCACUGCAAUACAACAUCAACUCCUACGGCAGCUUUGAGAGAAGCUUUGAUUUCACCAGUAAACAGCCUGGCUGGAAACCAGCUCUUGGAAAAGCUGACCUUGGGGAGAGCACUGACCAUGGACAGUUCCAGGCCGUGGCCACUCGCCCUUAUUACAACCCAGAGCUUCCCUGCAGGUACCUCACGACGGCCCCACCAGCUGCUCCAGCCCUACAGACAGUAAUCACCACCACCACCAAAGUGUCCUACCAGGCCUACCAGCCCCCUGCUCUGAAAUGCUGUGACAAUGUGCGGGAAGUUAAGAGCCUUUCUGGCUGUAACUAUGAUACUGAAAACACCCAAAUGUCCAUCUACCCGGAAGACUUGGACCUUCCAGCUACUGUCGCCAUGGCAGCCUCUCCAACAGCAUCACUUCCUUUGAAAAUUCCUGGAGAUUGCCGGGCCAUCAGACACACUUUGCCUUUUCCUCAAGACUCAGCACCCUCCUGGACAGACGGAGCAGAGACAUGGGAUGUGUGUCCAUCUGGACUGGGGUCUACAAUUGGUUAUUCAGGGAGAAUCAGUCCGUUCUUUAGCUAUGACCAUGAGGACUUUUGAACAACAGUCCUGGGGCACAGCAUAAGAUUGGUCUCCAUGCAGGCAGUAGAACAUGACAUGGCAACUCUCUCUUAAGUUGGGAGAUUCAUUUAGCAUGCAAAGAAAUAUAUAUAUUAUAUAUGUAUAUAUAUAAUAGUAAAACCAAUUAUCAGUGGAGUAAAUUAUAGGUUGGAAAUGUUUAGAUAAUAUAGGGAAAUCUUGCACAGCAUUUUACUUACUUUUUUUUUUUUUUUUCUGCCAUGCCACUCGGCUUGUGGGACCUUAGUUACCAGACCAGAGAUUGAACCCGGGCCCCCUGCAGUGGAAGCGCGGAGUCCUUACCGCUGGACCGCCAGGGAAGUCCCUGCACGGCAUUUUUAAACCCAUUACAGCACAUAGAAUUAGGUCUGGAAUGAGACUGUUCCAAAUGAACAAAUAAGCAUGAAAGUUAAUGAGCUAAGUAAGUCCAUUUAGUUUGUUAGCUGGAGUAGAAGUCAAGAAUCCUGGUUCUCACUCCAAGCCUUUCCCCAUUGGAUCAUAUUAAGGAAUUUCACAAAUCUCUCUUCCGCCCUUAGGGGUUGUCAAAAUAGCUUCGGGAAGAAAUCUUUACAAUCUUAGCUCCUGAGUCAUUUCAUAAGAUUUUAUUUAGCAUUUACAACCUGUUAAAAUAACUUCAGGAAGUAAUUUUGAUCAUUUUACCUGCAAAGUAUAUAUCUAUAGCUUUUUAAGAAAUCUACCGUGUUGCAAUGAUAAAGUGCAGUUGUUUUUAAGAGAAUUUUGUUUUCCAGUAUCAGCUGAAUACCUUUUCUUAACAUUUAUGAAUGUUUUCCUAACAGAGACAGCCUAACACUGAUGAUAUGUAUUUAAUGCAUUUUUAUUGUACUAUAAUAUACAUUUUUUCCAGUUAGGUUUCAAAAUUAGAAUAGAGAUGUUUUAUUCAAAUUUAGCUUUACUGUUCCUUUGUUACUCCUCAUAAAUGUAAUUGAUAA